CCGGGCGUCUCAGUCCGUGGCCUCUCGCAUGAGAAGAGAAGGCAACUGGCUGUGAACCUCACCCGCGUCCUAGCGCUCUACCGUUCCAUCCUGGACGCCUACAUCAUCAUGAACUUUGGCUAUCCUGGAACACUAUAUAGACCAGGCUAACCUUGGAAAAGAAAUUGGAGAAAGGAGACACAAAUAAGGGGGACAUCACUAAAACGAAGUGUGUUCAGAAAGCAUGCUGUGCCACCUUGGCACUGGAGGAAGCUGGGAGCAGACUUGAGCUGAUACACUUGAACAGGAGAGACCUGCUGGUGGCAUUUGGUGGCCUUGGGCACUAGUGCCAGAAGAAAGCAGGAGAUGAGGUGGAGAGUUAAGAUGGGGCUGAGAAAAUGACUGUUUGGCUCCUUCUGCAGGAAUUUUUCACCGACAGCCUAUGGGGCACACUCCCCAACUCAUGGCAAGAAGCACUGGAUGGACUAAAGCCACCACAGCUGGCCACCCUGCUGCUGGGGAUGCCCAGGGAAGGGGAGGAGAUUAGGUACAGGUCCGUGUGGCCACUGACCCUGCUGGCCCUGAAGUCCACAGCCUGUGCCCUCGCCUUUACCCGGACACCUGGCUUUCAGACCCCCUCAGAAUUCCUGGAGAACCCCAGCCAAAGCUCCCGACUAGCAGCACCUUUUCGGAAACAUGUCAAGCCCAAAAAGCAGCAUGAGAUCCGGAGGCUGGGAGAGUUGGUGAAGAAGCUGAGUGAUCUCACUGGCUGCACCCAGGUUGUGGAUGUGGGCUCGGGCCAGGGCCAUCUCUCCCGUUUCAUGUCUCUUGGGCUGGGGCUGAUGGUGAAGAGCCUUGAAGGAAAUCAGAGGCUGGUAGAGAGAGCCCAGCGCCUCGACCAGGAGCUCCUGCAGGCUCUAGACAAAAUGGAGAAGAGGCACCCAAAAGUGGUACAAAGAGGCUCCCGCCACUCCCCCCACCACGUGGUUCAGUGGGUCAGCCCCACAGCCCUGUGUGAGGAGCUUCUGCUGCCUUUAGAGACACCACGCCAGGGUAGUACCCGCCUACUACUCACGGGCCUCCAUGCUUGUGGGGAUCUGAGUGUCUCCUUGCUGAGGCACUUCUGCUGCUGUUCUGAAGUGGUAGCCUUGGCCUCGGUGGGCUGCUGCUACAUGAAACUCAGUGAGCCUGGCAGCUACCCACUGAGUCAGUGGGUGGCUGGGCUGCCCGGCCAUGAACUACCGUACAGGCUUCGGGAGGGGGCCUGCCACGCUCUUGAGGACUAUGCAAAGAGGCUACAGAAAGCAGGCCCUGGCCUGCAAACACACUGCUUCCGUGCAGCGCUGGAGACAGUUAUCCGACGUGCCUGCCCUGAACUUCGGAGGCCUGGCGUGCAAGGAAUCCCCAGGGUCCACGAACUCAAGAUUGAAGAAUAUGUGCAACAAGGGUUACAACGAGUAGGUCUGGACCCCCAGCUGCCACUGGAUCUGGCUGCCCUUUGGGCCCAGCAGGCCCAAGAGAAUCGUGUGGUGGCCUUCUUCAGCUUGGCCCUCCUGCUGGCCCCACUAGUGGAGACGCUGAUUCUGCUAGACCGGCUGCUCUAUCUCCAGGAGCAAGGCUUCUAUGCUGAGCUGUUACCCAUCUUCAGCCCUGAACUCUCUCCCAGAAAUCUGGUUCUGGUGGCCACCAAGACACCCCUGGGUCAGGCCUUCUCUGUUCUUGAGACUGAAGACAACUGACAGACCAAAACCACAAAAUGACAAUAUGCAUCCUACCAUUUAGAGUGCCUGCAUCCGGCCGGAAUUCUGGGUCUCUGCAAACUUCAGAUUUAUACCCUUUCUCUCCUUUUAUAUGUAAUGUUCUGUGUCAUUUUUAUUUAUUAAAACUUUUCUGAUUUAA
Molecule: messenger RNA, 1878 nt
Organism: Chionomys nivalis (European snow vole)
Lineage: Eukaryota; Metazoa; Chordata; Mammalia; Rodentia; Cricetidae
Gene: Mettl25b
Product: methyltransferase like 25B
Exons: 8
Coding region: 378-1718 (446 amino acids)
Source: RefSeq, a predicted model, not a curated record